Molecule: messenger RNA, 1155 nt
Organism: Uloborus diversus
Lineage: Eukaryota; Metazoa; Arthropoda; Arachnida; Araneae; Uloboridae
Exons: 4
Source: RefSeq, a predicted model, not a curated record
AUGGCCACACCACAGUCUGUAUUAGAUGACAUUGCUGAGUUCAAGAGGUGGAAGACUGUGCAUACCAGAAAAGUAACUAUGCUGGAAAACAAUGAAAAGGCAAUGAAAGAGAGAAUAAAAACUCUGGAAUACAAAGUGCUCUGCCUCGAGCAUAAAUCCGACUAUGUGACUGAGGUAUCAACUACGACUUAUCGAGAGGUCUUUGAUAAUGAUCCCGAAGCCUACGAGGCACCUGCAGCUCCCUCUGCCGUUGACCCUGAAGUGGUUAAUCUUAGGAACAGGAGGCGAAAGGCCAGGGACGCCGCUCGUCGAAAAAGCGACGAGCGGUUGGAGCAGUUAAAGGCUGCCACGGAUGAUGCCCAGGUGGUGACAUCAGAAAUCAGGGCCGCAACCAGUGAAGCAAGGGAGGCAAAAGAGGAGCUGGUCCAGGCUACCACAGAAGGGGUGACGACGAAGUCUCAGAUAGAAUCAGCAUCGUCUGAUCUGAGAAUUUUGCUGGAACGCAUUCCAGUUUCGACGGAGGGGGUCACGGAGUCGGCCCCAUAUGUAGACCCAACGCCUCCAGGAGCGGGAAACAUCGAUAGCACAAGGAGGCGCUUGAUAUUUGGAGACUCAUCGGGGGAGUCCGUGGCGCCAGCGGAAAGCGACUCGACUCCAAAAGAUAAGACCCCCACCACCACAGCUGCUCCUGCUUCAGAAGUCCCUUCGAGUGGGUCCAUCGAUCCUUCUGAUACAGAUUCAACGCCUCGCGCCUGCUUGUUUCUUGCACCUGCCUUGCCCACAUACGCCACAACCGCCCCUCUUUUGUCAUCCAGUGGUUCAAUAGACCCUUCUGACACGGACUCGACUCCUCCAGCCACUAGUUCUUUUCUUGUACCUGUCUCCACAAUUCCAGCCCCUACCACUGCAGCUCCUCUGAUGUCCACCACCAGCUCUGUCGUGUUUUCGAAAAGAGAUUCCACUCAACCAGGCAGCAGCUCAUCGGUUGCACCGGCUUCGCAUCUUCGGGUCGUAUCGUCUCCAAAAAAAGUCGGCUCUAGCUCCCAAGGUGAUCCUGCUACUCCACGCAGAUCACCAAGACUCAAAGAAAAAGCUGCUAAGUCACCUCCCGUGACUCCUAUAAAAUCUCCAGGAAUGAGGAGGAAAAGCCUAGAC